AUGGAGUCCAAUUCAUCUUCUUCCGCUGGCGGUGCCCAAUUGACAAGGUGGACGGGGUCACCUCUCUGCCGAUGUCUUGAAUCCCCGAUAGUACUGACUUCCUGGGUUGACAACGAGCCAUCCCAUGGAUGGCAGAAACGAGCGUUGAUUAAAGCGAGAAACCGGAUCCGCGCGCUGAAGACGGAGGUGGAGUACUACAAAAGGUUGAAGGAUGAGGAAAGAGGCAAGAAUUAG
This is a messenger RNA of Microthlaspi erraticum, 234 nucleotides long. Lineage: Eukaryota; Viridiplantae; Streptophyta; Magnoliopsida; Brassicales; Brassicaceae. The record is from the annotation of a GenBank genome assembly.